UCUCGCGCUCUCGGAGUCUCUGCUCCGAGUUCCUGGUUGGAUAAUUUGGGUUAAUACUAGUGAGUGAGGUUUUUGCGGCUUCAAAGGGUAUUUCAAGUUUCCGGAGCUCCUCCCCUCUGCACCGUGUGACAACAACAACUCGUCCAGCCGGCAGCCUGCACUUUUCAGCUCAUUUUCUCUCUGUCAUUCCCCUCUCAAUCUUUGAUCAAUGUACUUGCCAGGGAGAACCCAAGUCCUUCAAACCUCCUCCUUUUCACCUUCAUCCUUAACUUUGUGCUAGAGCAGGACCCACACAACAACAGCAGACCCUCCCCCGCCCCCCCCCCCCCCCCCCUCCAAACCAGCCCCCGAUCCCAGCCCCCGGAGAGGACUCGCAUUUCGACUUGCGGGACACUUUUGUGCGUUUCUCUCCAGAGCGCCUCUCGCGCUCGCCCCUCCUGCACUCUCUCUUUCAUACCCUCAUCUCCUUUUUCCUCCUUCUCUGCCUUUCUUCUUCUCGUUCUCUCCUGGAGUUGUCGUUGUUGUUGUCCCCUAGCUCUUUCUCCCUCUUUUUUCCCCCUUCCCCUCCCCGGGGUGUGUGGCAACUUUUCCCCUCGCUUCUCCUCCUUCUGUUUCCCCUUAUAUGUGACCAUGGCAGUGCCGGCGGCUUUGAUCCCUCCGACCCAGCUGGUCCCCCCUCAACCCCCGAUCUCCACGUCUGCUUCCUCCUCCGGCACCACCACCUCCACCUCCUCGGCGACCUCGUCUCCGGCUCCGUCCAUCGGGCCCCCAGCGUCCUCAGGGCCAACUCUGUUCCGGCCGGAGCCCAUCGCUUCGGCGGCGGCGGUGGCGGCCACAGUCACCUCCACCGGCGGCGGCGGCAGCGGAGGCGGCGGCGGCAGCGCGGGCAACGGAGGCGGCGGUGGCGGCGGCGGCGGCGGCGGCGGCGGCAGCAACUGCAACCCCAGCCUGGUGACCGCGAGCGGCGGCGGCGGCGGCAGCGGCGGCGGCGGCAGCAUUAGCGCUGGCGGCGGCGGCGCCUCCAGCACCCCCAUCAACGCGAGCACCGGCAGCAGCAGCAGCAGCAGCAGCAGUAGCAGCAGCAGCAGCAGCAGUAGCAGCAGCAGUAGCAGUAGCAGCAGCAGCUGCGGCCCCCUCCCCGGGAAACCCGUGUACUCGACCCCGUCCCCAGUGGAAAACACCCCCCAGAAUAAUGAGUGCAAAAUGGUGGAUCUGAGGGGGGCCAAAGUGGCUUCCUUCACGGUGGAGGGCUGCGAGCUGAUCUGCCUACCCCAGGCUUUCGACCUGUUCCUGAAGCACUUGGUGGGGGGCUUGCACACGGUCUACACCAAGCUGAAGCGGCUGGAGAUCACGCCGGUAGUGUGCAAUGUGGAACAGGUUCGCAUCCUGAGGGGACUGGGCGCCAUCCAGCCCGGAGUGAACCGCUGCAAACUCAUCUCCAGGAAGGACUUCGAGACCCUCUACAAUGACUGCACCAACGCAAGUUCUAGACCUGGAAGGCCUCCUAAGAGGACUCAAAGUGUCACCUCCCCAGAGAACUCUCAUAUCAUGCCACAUUCGGUCCCUGGCCUCAUGUCUCCUGGGAUAAUCCCACCAACAGGUCUGACAGCAGCAGCUGCAGCAGCUGCCGCUGCUACCAAUGCAGCUAUCGCCGAAGCAAUGAAGGUGAAAAAAAUCAAAUUAGAAGCUAUGAGCAACUAUCAUGCCAGUAAUAACCAACAUGGAGCAGAUUCGGAAAAUGGGGACAUGAAUUCAAGUGUCGGACUGGAACUUCCUUUUAUGAUGAUGCCCCAUCCUCUAAUUCCUGUCAGCCUACCUCCAGCAUCUGUCACCAUGGCAAUGAGCCAGAUGAACCAUCUCAGCACCAUUGCCAACAUGGCGGCAGCAGCACAAGUUCAGAGUCCUCCAUCCAGAGUUGAGACAUCUGUUAUUAAGGAGCGAGUACCCGACAGCCCCUCGCCUGCCCCCUCUCUCGAGGAGGGCCGAAGGCCUGGCAGUCACCCAUCAUCACAUCGCAGCAGCAGUGUGUCCAGCUCCCCAGCACGGACUGAGAGCUCUUCUGACAGAAUCCCUGUCCAUCAGAAUGGGUUGUCCAUGAACCAGAUGCUGAUGGGUUUAUCACCAAAUGUACUCCCAGGGCCCAAAGAGGGUGAUUUGGCUGGUCAUGACAUGGGACAUGAGUCAAAAAGGAUGCAUAUUGAAAAAGAUGAGACCCCGCUUUCCACACCAACCGCAAGAGACAGCCUUGACAAACUUUCUCUAGCUGGGCAUGGACAACCACUACCUCCAGGUUUUCCAUCUCCUUUUCUGUUUCCUGAUGGACUGUCUUCCAUAGAGACCCUUCUGACUAACAUACAGGGGCUCUUGAAAGUUGCCAUAGAUAAUGCCAGAGCUCAAGAAAAACAGGUCCAACUGGAAAAAACAGAGCUGAAGAUGGAUUUUUUAAGGGAAAGAGAACUGAGGGAAACACUUGAGAAGCAGUUGGCUAUGGAACAAAAGAAUAGAGCCAUAGUUCAAAAGAGGCUAAAGAAGGAGAAGAAGGCAAAGAGAAAAUUGCAGGAAGCACUUGAAUUUGAGACAAAACGGCGUGAGCAAGCAGAACAAACGCUAAAACAGGCAGCUUCUACAGAUAGUCUCAGGGUCUUAAAUGACUCUCUGACCCCAGAGAUAGAAGCUGACCGCAGUGGCGGCAGAACAGAUGCUGAAAGGACAAUACAAGAUGGAAGACUGUAUUUGAAAACUACUGUCAUGUACUGAAUCUUUCCUGUUGAAGAAAUCCAUGUUAUAGUAAAGAACUUUGCAGUCAGACAUUCGUCAUUGGAAAGUUUGGAAAAAAUAAAGUCCUUUUAAGGGAACUUCCUCAAUUUUGUGUAUUAAUGUUCUUUAAAAGUUUAAGUAUUCUACAAAAAAAAAAAAGUUUCCUCCAUUGAUUUCCACCUGUGGUUCAUACCAGAGACCUGAGAAUGUUUGUAAAUGUACAAGUGUCAAACUUCUUACCAUUAAUACCUGCAACUUUGCUGCUGGACACUUGGAUACAGAGUUAAAGGCAGGUCUGAGUAAGACCCAGCUUUGUUUUUUUAAUGGAAUGAACCAUUUUCCUCUUCUGAAAAUUCUGUAUCUGAGCACAUCAGGAGACUCUCGUGGCAGUGGUCACCCAGACUUACAGAAUCACGCCCUCCAGAAACCAGCAAGAACGCUUAGAAAUGAACUUGCAGAGGGCAUAGAGGAUUCCUUAAAAAAUCAAUAAAGUAAAGAGUAAUAUUCUGUUACAUUCAAUUUUGAACUCUCUAAUUGUGGGUUUUCUCCUGAAGAUUUUUUUCACAUACUUUCCAAAAGACCAACAAAUGGAUGCUGACAACGACCCAGUGAAUUACAUUUUGCAUAUCUGAAAAGAAGCAUUGAAUAUAAGCCAAGAGGUUUCACUGAAGGUCUUUUUACUUAAAAAAAGAAAUAAAUAAAUGUAACAUUUUCAUUCCAAACUGGUAGUGGUAUAUAGAAUUAAAAUAGUAAUGAUGCUUCUUAUUCAAACUGUUGGUCACAUGUACAGUAUAUAAACAUAAAACAUACAAGGAAGGUAUUAUGUAUGCAGUAGUAUACUAGAGUUUAGGAAAAUGAAAAUUUUAGAAAAUACGUUUUGUCACCCUGUUGGUCAGAAAGACACCUUUCUGGUUUUAACGCAUGCAGGCAUGUAAAUAUUUGUCUGGAGUCACAGUAUUAAUGAAUGAGAUCUUAAGCAUCUGGUGACAUCAGAAUUCUGUGCCAGCCACUUUUAUUUGUAUAUUGAACCCUAGUUAGUGCCCCAAACUGCACUAUUGAGAAUGGAUCGUGGCUGAACAGUAAAUCAAAACACCAGAAAUAUUUUUAUAUGUUAAUGUCAUAUUAUGUUAAUGUUGCUGAAAAACAAAACCUAACAAACCCUUGAUGUAUCAGUCCAAUACCAUGUAGCGCGGAGUGAUAAAGUUAAAAUGUGUUGUGCUUCCCACCCUGGUCAGAGGGAAGGGUGCCUACGUGUUAUUUUCACUGUCUUUUUGAAAGUUACAGUAUGUGCGUUCACUUUUGUGCAGAAACUGGAAGUAAAGCUGCAAACAGUGCUUAUUACAUGCUGAAGUUACCUUCUCUUUGUUUUUCCAUACCUGGAGUUACACCUUUAAAGACUGAUAUUGUCAGUCAGUAGAGUCGGUUAUGAUUUUGCUAUCAUCUUAAAAUUAUGAUCAUAACGUUAUUUAUUACCAUAAACAGCAAAACCUUAAAUGUCCAAGAAAACUAGUUUUAAAAUGAUAGUUCUGAUUGGGUAUUAAUUAUUUGGUUAAGAAAAACAUUAAAAUUAUAGAUACUCUGGCACUAAGCUUCUAUAGUUUUUAGGUCUUCCUUGCAAUACUGGAACAUAUUUCUUUUGUGUAGCUCGCUAUUAACCAGCCAAGUCCAUUUUUUACUACAAUAAAAGGUUAUAUAUACAGUUCCUAUUUUAGCUUGCUUAAAAGGGAGCAAUAUUUUUAUUUAAAAUACUGUUAGUAAAUGCUUUGUAGAAAUUUGGUUUUCUAAGCAUAGCUCCUCCAGAACCAUCUUUUGUUGUUUAAGCAUGAGAGAUUCUAUUCUUUGUUGUAUGUCUUUCUUGUUUAUCCCUGUAUGCAGUUUUUAAAGGAUUACAACGCUUAAAAUUGGAGGGAUUUGUGGCAAGCUUUUCAAUCAUACAUCUUUUGAAAUAUUUGUUGAAAAGCCUGCAACUUACAUCAGCAGUAGAAUCAGCCAUUGCUCCACUCCUUGCAUAGAGUCACUUGAUAAGUAGGUUAAAUAGUUUUAAAAUACAGACUUUCAAGACUUUUGAGAAUGCUUUAGUGUUGGGAUCGAUAUAAAGGAAAUUUUAGCAAGGAAUAAAGAAAAAAGCUAUCAGCUAUAUGCUAAGAGAGAGUCUUACUAACAUGUUGUAAAUAUGACAAUUCAUGAAAUGUUAUUUGAAGUCUGUAACUUAAGUUUUUUUGCCCCUUUUUUAGUUAUACAGGUUGGUUUGAAAUUUGUUUUUUGGUAUAAACAAGUAAAAUUGUGCCCAUUUUAUGGUUUCCAUGCUUUUGUAAUCCUAAAAAUAUUAAUGUCUAGUUGUUCUAUAUUAUAACCCCAUUUGCGCUCUAUGCAAGCCCUUGGAACAGAACAUACCCAUCUUCAUGUAGGACCUAUGAAAAUUGUCUAUUUUUAUCUAUAUAUUUAAAGUUUUCUAAAAAUGAUAAAAGGUUAUUACGAAUUUUGUUGUACAAAAUCUGUACAAAAAUCUGUUUUUACAUCAUAAUACAAAAAUUGGAAAUUUUUCUAUGGUAGCCUAGUUCUUUGAGCCUGGUUUCAAUGUGAGAACCACGUUUACUGUUAUUGUAUUUAAUUUUCUUUUUCUUUUCAACAAUCUCUAAUAAAACUGUCUGAAAUCUC
This is a messenger RNA of Equus quagga, 5415 nucleotides long. It is a transcript of the gene DACH1, whose product is annotated as dachshund family transcription factor 1. Lineage: Eukaryota; Metazoa; Chordata; Mammalia; Perissodactyla; Equidae. Bases 631 to 2757 code for a protein of 708 amino acids. The record is from RefSeq and is a predicted model, not a curated record. The transcript has 11 exons.